GCCUGAUGUCCCCGUGUCGGAGCUGUGCGUUAUAAAUGGGUGGCAGGAGGCUGAAGCUCCUGGCAGAUUCCUAUGGGUACCUUGCUGCUCAGAAAGAUGUGGGUGGCAGUUCUCCAAGACCCCCGCCCUGGGUGUCUCUUCACCCUCAUGGUCCUGCAGCUGCCCAAGCUGAAUACAGGUCACUUUGAAGUCCUCGGACCCUUGGAGCCCAUCCUUGCCUUGGUAGGUGAAGACUCAGAACUGCCUUGUCACCUCUCCCCCAGUGUGAGUGCUGAGCGGAUGGAGCUGCGCUGGUUCCGGAAUACAUUCUCGCCUGCAGUGUUGGUCCGCCAUGAAGGCCAAGAGCUGAAGGAAGAGCAGAUGCCUGAGUAUCGAGGGCGGGUGAUGCUAGUGCAGGACAACAUCACUUUGGGGCAUGUUGCUCUGAAGAUACACCAGGUCAGGACCUCUGAUGAAGGGGUGUACGGGUGCUCCUUUAGGGAUAAACAAGCUCAUGGAGAAGCCUUCGUCUCUCUGAGAGUAGCUGCUAUGGGUUCUGACCCUCACAUUAGUAUGAAAAUUCAAGAGAAUGGAGAGAUGGAGCUGGAGUGCACCUCCUCGGGAUGGUACCCAGAGCCUCAGGUGCGGUGGAGAACUACCAACAGAAAGAAGUUACAAUCCAUUUCAGAGUCCAGGAAUCGUGAUGAGGAAGGCCUGUUCACUGUGGCAGCCUCAGUGAUCAUCACAGACAGCUCCAUAAAGAGUGUGUCCUGCUGCAUCCAGAAUCUCCUCCUUGGCCAGGAGAAGGAAGUAGAGAUCUCUGCACCAGUUGUUACAGGACCAUCCUCCUUAAUCUGGAUUGUCAUGGCAGCAGCAGUACUCCUGGGGCUUGUGGUAAUACGUUGG
Peromyscus eremicus (cactus mouse) is the source of this 885-nucleotide messenger RNA. Its product is annotated as butyrophilin subfamily 1 member A1-like. The record is from RefSeq and is a predicted model, not a curated record. Gene Ontology annotation, cellular component: external side of plasma membrane. The annotation marks the transcript as partial. The transcript is spliced from 5 exons. Gene Ontology annotation, biological process: T cell receptor signaling pathway; regulation of cytokine production. Gene Ontology annotation, molecular function: signaling receptor binding. Lineage: Eukaryota; Metazoa; Chordata; Mammalia; Rodentia; Cricetidae.